Megalobrama amblycephala (Wuchang bream) is the source of this 9407-nucleotide messenger RNA. It is a transcript of the gene kif21b, whose product is annotated as kinesin family member 21B. Gene Ontology annotation, molecular function: microtubule motor activity; microtubule binding; ATP binding. Gene Ontology annotation, biological process: microtubule-based movement; mitotic spindle organization. NCBI's taxonomy places the organism in Eukaryota, Metazoa, Chordata, Actinopteri, Cypriniformes, Xenocyprididae. The record is from RefSeq and is a predicted model, not a curated record.
CCCACACCCCUCUCAGUAGCGCUGCACAUUGAACGUGCGAGGACACAGACGCUGUGUGUAGUUUCGGAUGUAAGCUCGAGCGCCACUCGCACAUAUGACAGGAUACAAGCUCGAAAGAAGAAAAGAUGCAAAUCCCCCUCAUGUUUCAUGCGAUAUAUACAUCGCAGUGCUGAUUUCAUCAGUAUUACAGAGGUGAACGGCGAUGUCUGGCUGCGUAACGCUGAUUGACGGACCGGAGCGGUCGCGCGCGAGUUAACGCAUAACAGUGUUUUCAGUCCGUAAACUUUGCGAGAACUUGGCGGCAUCACUUCUCAUUUUGACGGGCGAGGUGAAACGGCAGCACAAAGCAUGGCGACACAAAACGACUGCUCUGUCAAGGUCUCUUUGAGGAUCCGGCCGCAGAUGGCAAAAGAAAAGAUUGAGGGAUGUCACAUCUGCACCUCUGUUACUCCUGGGGAGCCCCAGGUGCUCUUGGGUAAAGACAAGGCCUUCACAUAUGAUUUUGUGUUUGACUUGGACGCUCAGCAGCACCAGAUCUACAGCGCCUGCGUUCACAAGCUCAUUGAAGGCUGCUUUGAAGGAUACAAUGCAACUGUCUUCGCUUAUGGACAAACUGGUUCAGGAAAGACCUACACCAUGGGCACUGGCUUUGACGUAUCCGUGACAGAGGAAGAGCUGGGCAUCAUCCCUCGGGCAGUGCGACAACUCUUCCAGGGCAUCCAGAAACGCAGACUGGAGGCACAGAGCGCCAACAUGCCCCCGCCUGAUUUCAAAGUCAGCGCUCAGUUCCUGGAGCUCUAUAACGAGGAGAUCCUGGACCUGUUUGACAGCGCACGCGAUCCCGAGGCUCGAAGCAGGAAGUCCAACAUUAAGAUCCAUGAGGAUGGGAGCGGAGGGAUCUAUACCACAGGAGUGACCUCACGGCUGGUCAGCUCAGAGGAGGAGCUCCUGCAGUGCCUGAAGCUGGGUGCUCUGUCCCGCACCACCGCCAGCACGCAGAUGAACGCCCAGAGCUCUCGCUCUCAUGCCAUCUUCACCAUCCACCUCUGCCAGAUGAGAGUGUGUCCGCAGCCACAGCUGGUAAACGGAGAGAUGAACGGUGUGUCUGAUAGUCCCAUCUCUCAGCCCGAGUACGAGACGCUCACUGCCAAGUUUCACUUUGUGGACCUGGCGGGAUCGGAGCGUCUCAAACGCACAGGAGCCACGGGAGAGAGAGCGAGAGAGGGCAUCUCUAUCAACUGUGGCCUGCUGGCCCUGGGUAAUGUGAUCAGUGCAUUGGGAGAUCAGAGUAAGAAGGCGGGUCAUGUGCCUUACAGAGACUCCAAACUCACACGCCUGCUGCAGGACUCGCUGGGAGGAAACAGUCGGACUGUGAUGAUUGCCUGCGUGAGCCCUUCUGACCGUGACUUCAUGGAGACCCUGAACACUCUGAAGUACGCCAACCGCGCUCGCAACAUCAAGAACAAAGUGAUCAUGAACCAGGAUAAAACCAGUCAGCAGAUCAGCGCCUUACGAGCAGAGAUCGCACGCCUUCAGAUGGAGUUAAUGGAGUACAAAGCGGGAAAGCGAGUGGCCUGUGACGAUGGAUCCGAGGGGUUUAGCGAUCUGUUUCAGGAGAACUCGAUGCUCCAGAAAGAGAAUGAUACUCUGCGUAUGCGGGUCAAAGCCAUGCAGGAAACCAUCGACCACCUCAACACUCGAGUCACCAGCUGCUCACCUAAUGGAGUCAACCUGCUGCUAACCAAGACUGGUGAAACGAACGAGGAGAUUGGCAAUCUAAUCCAGAACUACAUUCGAGAAAUUGAAGAGCUGAGGUCUAAGCUGCUGGAGAGUGAGGCCAUGAACGAGUCUCUGAGGCGCAGUUUGUCUCGCCUCUCCGCGCGCUCUUCAUACCCGGCCUCCCACCCGUCCACUCCAGCACACGCUCUCGGCUCCUCCCCCUCUGUUUCCAUGGAUGCAGAGAUGACCGAUGUGAUUCGUCAGGCCAAAUUAGACGUGGAGAGGCUAAAGAAGAAAGAGAGAAAUCAGAGGAGGAAGAGUCCUGAGAAAGAAAAGGGUUUGAAGAAGAGAGCCAAACUUCAUCCUCAAGAAAAUGGAGAAAAGAGCGAGAAUGGGCUGAGCAGAGAAAAUGAAGAGAGACGAGAAAAUGGAGAUGGAGACUCUGAUAAUGAACCUGAAGAGGAUGGCAUGUAUCCUCUUCUGGAGGAUGAUCACGAGGAAAGCGGCUGUGAUGAGGAUGAGGAGGAAGAGGAGACCAGGGAGGAGGAAGAGUUUGACAGCGACGAAAGCCUGGUGGAUUCCGACUCUGACUCGGAUGAGAAAGUGAACUUGCAGGCCGAUCUUGCAGACCUGACGUGUGAGAUCGAGAUCAAGCAGAGGCUCAUCGAUGAGCUGGAGAACAGCCAGCGGCGGCUCCUCACGCUGAAGACCCAGUAUGAGGAGAAACUGAUCCUGCUUCAGAACAAGAUCAGAGACACACAGCUGGAGAGAGACCGCGUGCUGCACAACCUGAUGUCCAUGGAGAACUACACUGAAGAGAAAGCCAGUAAGAUCAAAUCGGACUACGAGAAGCGUCUGAAGGAGAUGAACAGAGACCUGCUGAAGCUGCAGGCCGCUCAGAAGGAACACGCUCGCCUGCUGAAGAACCAGAGCCGCUACGAGAGAGAGCUUAAGAAACUGCAGUCUGAGGUGGCCGAGAUGAAGAGAGCAAAGGUGGCGCUAAUGAAGCAGAUGAAGGAGGAGCAGCAAAGGAGGAGGGUGAUCGAGGCGAAGAGGAACAGAGAAAUCGCACAAUUGAAGAAAGAGCAGCGACGACAAGAGUAUCAGAUCCGUUCUUUGGAGUCCCAGAAGCGCCAGCAGGAGAUCGUGUUGCGGAGGAAGACGCAGGAAGUGACGGCUCUGAGGCGGCUGGCCAAGCCAAUGUCGGAGCGCGUGGCCGGACGCGUGGCCCGCAGGCUCACCAGCGUGGACUCCGGAGCAGAGCUGACCGCCAGUAUCACAACACCCCCCUCCGUACUGGACUCCACACGCUCGGUUUCCAGCAUCAUACGGCAGUGGAACACCAAACUGAAUGGAUACCUGGGAGAGAACGAGAGCCAUGGGACUAGAGGAAGCCUGGCCAGUAGCAGAAAAAAGUUCCAGAGAAAGGGUACGAGCGCAAGUUUUUCAAAGACAGCCCGUCAGAAGUGGCAGUCUCUGGAGAGGAGGAUCAUGGAUAUCGUGAUGCAGAGAAUGACCAUCACUAAUGUAGAAGCUGAUAUGGAUCGCCUCAUUAAGAAACGCGAGGAGCUGUCCAUGCAGCAGGAGGCGCUGUUGCGCAAGAGAGAGAAGUUACUGAACGAGGGCUUCAGAGAGGAUGAGGAGGAGAGACUGCUUCAGGAGAUGAAUGAGGAGAUCGAGGUUCUCAAUGCCAACAUUGACUACAUCAGCGACAGUCUGUCAGACUGCCAGGCCAUCAUCGUACAGAUCGAGGAGACCAAGGAUGAGCUGGACUCAGUGGACACCUCGGUGGUCAUCAGUUCCUGCUCUCUGGCUGAAGCUCGUUCUCUCCUGGACUACUUCCUCAAAGCCUCUAUUGACAAGGGCUUGCAAGUUGCUCAGAAAGAGGCUCAGAUUCGCCUGCUGGAGGGUCAGCUGCGGCAGACGGAUGUGAUUGGCUCUUCCCAAAAUCACAUGAUCCUGGAUGCUCUAAGGGAAAAGGCGGAGUGUAUCCCUGAGCUACACGCUCUAAUCCACAACGUCCAGCAAGAGAAUGGCUAUGCAAGCACAGAUGAGGAGGUGUCUGAGUUCAGUCAGGCGUCAGAGGGCGGUUUCUCCCAAAUGAAGUUGUCUGCGAGUCAAGAUGACUUUAAGAUGAAGGUUGAGCCUCGGCUAUCUGUACAAAUGAAAGCGGUGUCAGCUGAGUAUUUGGGCCCUAUUCUGGACCUCAGCUCCAAGAGCAUCACGAAGUCGCUGGCCUCUCUAUCAGAGAUCCAUGAGAACGGCCUGGUCCUCAAAGAGCCCUAUUCCAGAGAGCUUGUGUCUCGAACCAUCAGCCUGCCUGUCCGAGGACACACUUUCCCAAGGCAGUCCAGAGGGUCCGACACAUCUCCCUUAACAAGGAGGCAGUCAUAUGACCGAGGCCAGCCGUACAGAAGUCCGGAUGUAGGCUACACCCCUCCUUCUUCGCCUCCUCUCCGAACACGUAACGACCGCAAUGUCUUUUCCCGCCUGACAAGCAACCAGAGUCAGGGCUCGGCGCUCGACAAGGGUGUGAUCACUCCCACAGGUGGGCUGAAGGGGGGCAGGACGGCCCCUCUACAGUGUGUGGCAAUGGCCGAGGGACACACCAAACCUGUGCUCUGCCUGGAUGCCACUGACGAGCUGCUUUUCACCGGGUCCAAAGAUCGAACCUGCAAGAUGUGGAACCUGGUGACCGGACAGGAAAUAGUCACCCUGAGAGGACAUCCUAACAACGUAGUGUCCGUCAAAUACUGCAGCAACUCCAGCCUGGUCUUCACAGUUUCCACCUCGUAUAUCAAAGUAUGGGACAUUCGUGAUUCUGCCAAGUGUGUCCGAACAUUCACGUCAUCGGGUCAGGUGGUCUCAGGUGAUGCCUGUGCUGGUACAACCACCCGCACCAUCACUACAGCCCAGGGCGAGUAUCAGAUCAACCAGAUUGCCCUCAAUCCCUCCGGAUCGGUGCUCUAUGCCGCUGCAGGCAACACUGUCCGCACUUGGGACCUCAACAGAAUGCAGGCCACUGGGAAGCUGACAGGACACAUUGGGUCAGUCAUGUGUCUUACAGUGGGUUAUUCUGGAGGAGGCAAGGAUCAGGUGAUCACUGGAUCCAAAGACCAUUACGUGAAGAUAUUUGACAUUGCGGAGGGAGCCCAGGGCAACAUUGGACCGGCUCAUAACUUCGAGCCCCCUCAUUACGAUGGGAUUGAAUGUCUUGCUGUGCACGGUGACAUACUGUUCAGCGGUUCCCGUGACAACGGCAUUAAGAAAUGGGAUCUGGGACAGCAGGAGCUGAUUCAGCAAAUCCCAAAUGCACACAAGGACUGGGUGUGUGCUCUGGCUUUUGUACCCGGGCGGCCCAUGCUCCUCAGCGCCUGCAGGGCAGGCAUGCUCAAGGUGUGGAACGUAGACAACUUCACGCCCAUCGGAGAGAUUAAGGGCCAUGACAGCCCCAUCAAUGCCAUCUGCACCAAUUCCAAACAGAUCUUUACUGCCUCCAGUGACAUGAGAGUGAAGAUUUGGAAUCCGAAGAUGGGGAAGAAAAGGUGAAGAUCCUCCGUUUGGAACGAUUGUUAUCGAUGGUGCCUUUUUGGGAUAAUUGGACGCCACAAGUUUAGGUGUCCGAAACCGACCUUGGAAAGGAGUCCAGAGGUCAGCCGCCUCAAUCCAGAAGGCCAGUUUCAAGGACCUGCCUGAAGGAGAUGAGACACAGCCGUCUGUUUUAGAAGACACAACCCUUUCAGUCUGACGCAUCCCAGGAAUAUGAUCCGGUGAUCGUCUGAGGAACUGCCGGUUGCUUUCUUCUAGAUGUUUUAAGGUGCCAUUUUGGUGAUGCCGAAACUAUAUUAUCUGUACAGUGAAGUGUUCUCCUUCACUUCCUGUCUAAAUGAAAGCAAGUCCUUGAGAUGACUUCAUCUGUAGCUGCUGAUUUUACUUCAGAAUAUUUAUCACAUCAAGGAAACAGAAUAAUCCAAGGUCACUUUUUUAUUCUUAGAGAGCCAUAUGACUUUAGCCUUGACCUGUUACCAGAAACUGAAUCAUUUCCUCUCAGUAUCCAGAAGAUUGGCACCUUUUGUGUUUACUAAGGAUGAGCAGACGCAGAGUCGUCGUCAAUCCCAGUCCCACGUUCCCUCAAAACAUUGUGCAAUAGUAUGAACCACCAUGUUUUUCAAUGCCUUCCUCUUCAGGGGGAUUCUCUGAGCAUUUCAAAGAACUAAUGGCUUCCUUAAAUUUUCCUAAACCACAGACAAACAUUGUACAGCCCUCUUCCGAUAAGUUUCCUUUGCUUUUAAACUCGUUCACUCCAUCCUGCUGUGAAUUUUAUGUUUUCUACCUCAGGUUUAAAGUUAGAUUUUGUGUGUGAAACCUUCACUGAUUCUGAUAGGAUUCCAGCUUUAUUGUCUUCUAGAUGUGUGAACCGAGGUCUCAGAAGUAUAAAGCAGGAUUCAAUGUCUGCUGAGUGGGCAUUUUGAGGGUCUGCCCGUGUAAUAAGCCCAUCUCAUCGGGGGACCUGUAGAGUUUAGUGACACUAGCAGACACUCUUAGGCAGAAUUAGAUGCUUCCUCAGGCUCAAGCGUCUGAUCGAAGGUAACGAUCCCCUGAGGACAGUAGAAAAGGAUUCAGCAGGCUUUGUUUCAUGUUGCUGGACACAGUCCUGGUACGACGAACAGAAUUUCAGACAAUCUGAAUUGGAUUGUUGGAUAUAAAUUUGGUCAUUUUGUUAGCUCUGUAUUUUUUCUAUAUUACGGCUACCCUCUAUAACACUUUAAAACGGAAGUGUUGGGAAAAUUUGCACAGUGUCUUUUGAUGUUUUCUUUCUGGUGCUCUGCACGUCUGGUCCAUGUUAUGUUUUGUAUCAUUUUAAAGGGAUAGUUGUAAAACUGUGAUUUACUCCUAAUUCUUAUGACUUUUUUUUUUCUUCAAUGGAACAUAAAAGGAGAAGUUUAACAGGUUGUUCAAACUGCUCUUUUCCUUACAAUGAAGGCACGUGAGGUGCAGCUUUUGAGUUUCAAAAAUGAGCAAAAAUCAGGAAUAUAUAAAAUUGUUGCUCUUUAUUCCAAGACUUUGGAAGUAGUGUUAUCAAAAGUAACGACUUCGGUACCAAGUCGGUAGUGAAAUUUAAAAAAUAUGACGCUUUGAGCACUGUUGAGCAGAUUUGUGAACACCUCUGAUUGCCCAUUGGUUCACGAGCUCAACAGAUAUAUCUGUGAUUGGCUACAAUGAUCAACGCACAGGAGUGUUUGAAUUUGAAAGCGGGAGCGUUUGAAAGCAGCCGUCUAUCAGCAGACCGGUGCUUUCAAACGCUGCCGUGUGUGUAAGCGCUCGGUGAAGAGCGUCAUUGAUGUCUAUUUACAACAUGUUUCUGAAGCGUUGAUCAUUGUAGCCAAUCACAGACAUAUCUGUUGAGCGCGUGAACACGAUGGCCAAUCAGAGGAUGUUUACGAAUCCACUCAACAGUGCUCAAAGCGUCACAUUUUUUAAAUUUCAGUACCAAUAUGGUACCGAAGUCGGUACUUUUGACAACACCAUUUGGAAGACUGUCAACACAGUCCAAUUUUGAUUUAGAAUUCAAUUAGUUACUCAAUAAAAUUCUUGUCUAUGUAUAUUCAAAUAUGGCAUUUAAAGAUCUGUCACAUCUAUAAUGACUUUAGUUUGUUUAUCACGUAAAUAUGUCUUAUGAAGACUUGGAAUAUAGUGCACAAGUCAAGUGAAACUUUGAUUUGUUUUUUUUGUUUUUUUUACUUUUUGGAUCUUGACUUUACCUGUUCAUUGUAAUUAUAUGGAAAAGAACAGCUGAACAAUCCGUUAAACUUCUCCUUUUGCGUUCCAUUGAAGAAAAAGAGUCAUACAGGUUUGGAACACCAACAAAUUCAGUAAAAUAAUACAGAAUUACAAUUUUUAGGUGAUCAAUCCCUUUAAUCGCCCUAAUAAGAUGUAAAUCAUGCUAAGAAGAACAUCAUCCAUUGAUGAUUCUCUCUCCCGCACAAGCAUCCAUGAUAAAACCAGCCGUGUUAAAGUAGGUCAAAUUAGGCAGUGUGUUCUCCAGUCCUCCUCUCAGAGUUUCACACCCUAUUAAAUGAAAUAGGAAGCAGCCUCCUCUGCAUUGGAGGAUAUGGCGUGCCUGAUGGGGGUAUGUGGGCGUUUGCGAGCUUGUCUUGUAGAACACAUGCAACUUUGUUUAUUUUUGCGCCAUCAAUCUUGCUGUGCCACACGCCACUCCCUUCUCGGGCUACCCCAGAUUUACAGUCUUUUUUAAUGAAACACAUCUAUCACAAAGGUUUUGGGGCAGCCCUAGGCAAUUCACCACCUGAACGCAGCCGUGUACACGAGCUGCUGUAAGGAGGAAGCUCUUAUUUCCAGUCGACAGGGAUGCGCUUUAUCUGAUGAACGACCCACAGCAUGGAUAAUCGCACAUUAAGCGCUGCAGGAGUCGGGAUUCCCAAGCUACGACAAGAGAUUUGAUCAAAUUUGCAAGUUACCUUUUUCGAUCUGUAUUUUUGAAAACAUUGUGAUGUGGCAUAGCUGCUGUCAGUCAUUUAAAACUACUACAGGGCGUUUCUAAGGACGAAUCUUUAGACUGGAGUCAUUUGUAUAAUGUAAAGCUCAUAUACAUAUAUACAUAUUCAUGAGGAAGUAUGCAGUAGGGGCUUCCUUAACCUUUAGGUUAAUAGAUUUCUGCCAAUGGUUCACUGCAUAUACACCUUUCUAAAUUUGACAGUAGUGUCAUUAAGCCAGUAUGUCAUCCUCAUUAAGAUUAUAUACAAGUUUGCGAUUCUAGAACGUGGAACUAUUAACACUAUAAGGUGUUUUUGACCAAAUUAUUCCAUUUUUUUCCUUUUGAAUCCGAGUGAUGCGCUCAUAAAAAGAACUGUUUUUGGAUCUUUUCUGUGAAGUCUUUUAUAAUAAGGCCAAAUUUAUUAAAUAAUGAUCAGAGAAUCUACUUCAAAGAACUUUUGUUUUCAAAACUGUGAAAAAUGCUGCUUUAUUCCAUCUUGCAUCUUUUUUAAUAUGAGUCUGUGUGUUUUGUUCUUAAAGUGAGAUCAAAAUAUACGACAUCAAACGUGUUACCAAAGUUUGGUUUAAAUAAUCACUUGCACAUUUCUAAACCCCCAAAAAUGAAUCAAAAUUGUAUGUUUGUACUGGUUAUGGUUCAAGCGAAACGAACAACAGGCCUAAUUCUAUCUCUUAAAGGGAUAGUUCACCCAAAAAUGAAAAUUACCCAUAAGGUGUAUGAGGUGUAUAUGACUUUCUUCGUUCAGCCAAACACAAUCGAGUUUUAUAAUGGCAGAGGAUGAGAUUUUGAAACCCAAAAAAGUGCAUCCAUCCAUCCAUCCAUCCUAAAACAUAUUCCACACGGCUCCAGGGGGAUAAUAAAGGCCUUCUGAAGUGAAUCGAUGCGUUAUAACAAGGACGUAGCGUAGAACGUCAUGUCAUUGUGUACUACGUCGUGGAAGUUAGCGCUUUUUAGACACAAAUCGAAUGCGUAUGGCUGUCAUGCCAAAAGCUUAUUAUUUUACUUCAUAAAAUUUUAAAUAAGGACAUUUUUCUUACACUAAUGCAUCGAUUCGCUUCAGAAGGCCUUUAUUAACCCCCGGAGCCGCGUGGAGUGCGUUUUUUGAUGGAUGGAUGCACUUUUUUGGGAUUCAAAAUCUCACCCUCCAUUCACUCCCAUUAUAAAGCUUUGAACG